Maylandia zebra (zebra mbuna) is the source of this 6372-nucleotide messenger RNA. RefSeq names its product BCL6 corepressor-like 1 (gene bcorl1). Gene Ontology annotation, biological process: negative regulation of transcription by RNA polymerase II. Gene Ontology annotation, molecular function: protein binding; transcription corepressor activity. Gene Ontology annotation, cellular component: nucleus. NCBI's taxonomy places the organism in Eukaryota, Metazoa, Chordata, Actinopteri, Cichliformes, Cichlidae. The record is from RefSeq and is a predicted model, not a curated record.
UACUGCAGAGGCUUCCACUCAGUUUCGAAGCAGAAAAUUAUUCCUGGUUCCACUGGGGCUCGAACCCAGGACCUUCUGCGUGUAAAGCAGACGUGAUAACCGCUACACUAUGGAACCAGCUGAUUGUCCUUUCCGAAGUGUAGCAUAAUAAAGAAUACGCGAUACAUCUAACGUGGCUAAUAAUUGCUUGUUUUUCCAAUAUGAUGAAGGAAAGCCGCUUCGAGAGUCCGCUGGUAUUCGCUGCUCUUUCAAGCGGUUCCCUGUGCUUCGCUGCUUUUUAGACAAAGUGACGAUGAGUGUCAGUCUCUCCCACAUAUCACUGUAUUUGAAGGAGAACUCUCACCUGACUGACGCAGAUACCCCCUAAGGCAUGUUGUGCUAAAGAAACACCUAUGCAGGUGGAUCCCACACUAAUGAAUGUAGGGGAUGGAGGCACGGUGAGCAGAGAGAUCAGUGCUCCAAAUAAAGCGUCUGCUAGCAUGGUGGGAAAUCCCCCCCAGACGCUCCCCCCUGAGUUCAGAGGAGAUGUUGCUCUCAGUCAGCAAAAUAAGACAACUCCAACAAAAGACUGUAAGACUGUAAAAGCCUGCCCGGACAACUACAACCACAGCCCCGAACUUUCUCCACCGCAACUGCCCAACAAUGCACCAAUGUCCGGCUUGGUCCUCACCAGCUCAGAAAAGAGAACAGACAAAAGAGCAGAAACCUCUAAGCUCAAAGCUGAUGGUUCUGGGGUCUUCCCCACUCCUCAGUGGUCGAGUGGUGUAAAAGUUAGCCAGGAGGAUUCACUCAGCCCCUGUCACAGCAAUGUGACAUCCAAUAAGAAAUCCCAUUCACAAACACAAUCUGUGCAAAGUGUCCCACCUGGGUUUCAGUGCUCUGCCAUGUUUAAACCAGCCCAGCCUGUUGCCUUCCUUCCCACAGCAAAUUUUUCCUCUCCACUUUGUAAAAUGAAUCUUCCACCAGCAUUAGGUCAGAUUGCAGCAUUGAGAGAAGCCCCAGCCACGCAGUUUCAGAAAGAAAGCCAGCCUCAAAGCUCAGGUGUUGCUGGGCCACCUCUCAUGCGGACCUAUCCCUACCCGUUGUCUGUGGCCCGGACUCCGGCUGCAGAGAAAAAGACGGGCACGUCGACCUCAAAACUCAGAUCUAACCACGCAUCAAGUAAGAAUGCUAAAUCUGUUGGAGAACAUAAAUCUUUAGCUUCUGUGGUAGCCUCACCAGCUAUUGCCCUACCAUUGCAACAUCCAUCAUUAACUUCAGCUGCACCCACUCACUACACCUUGUCUCCGACUGCUGCCAUUUGCUGUGGCUCUGCUCUGGCCAACAUCGCCUCACAGAGCAGAAUGCUGAACCAUGUAGAGAAAAGCAACAGCAUAGAUAAGACAACCAUGGGCUCUCUAAAAACCACACCUCCUGCAACAGACGACCACACAGUCUGCUCAGUUGAAUCAAGAGAUGUACCUCUUGAUUUGUCCGCCAAAUCAAAACGCCCUAAAUGCUUAAAUGACCCUCCUGUUACUAUGAUGGAAUCCCACAAUAAUGAGUCAAAUCAGAGAGAAUUUCUGAAUUCAAAGAAGACUCAUUCUGCAAAUUACGGCUCCGCUCUGCAAUACCCCAUCUUACCAAACACCCACCGAAAUGGAUCUCAUCAAAAGCAAUUAAAUAGGUCUCAGAAUCACCAGAUCCCAGAGGUCAAACCAGCCUGGGGUAAGGGAUCUUCACAAGAUUCAAUAAAAAACAUCCCUGGUACAUAUGUGGGAGUUGCUAGUCCAAUAUUGGCUUCUACUCUAAGGGGCAAAGAUGGAAAAGGGACGUUUGUGGAUGAAUUUCAGAGUUUUGCAAAGCAGGAGUUUAUAUCUAUAAUUGACCAGGGAGAACAUCUGGCCACAGGAGGAAAGAAGCCAUCCUGUCUGAUGAAGGGUAACCAACACACUCACAGUGUCAAGCAUGUUAAAAACACCAGCACAACCAUAACUAAGAACUGUCCCUCAAAAGGAGCCCUAACCACUGCGUUGUUAAGCUCAACCAAUGCUCAAAUUCCUCAGAAAUGUGGGCCUGGCAAAACAGCGGUACCAUACUCUGCUCCCCUUGUCAGUCCAGCUUGGCAGCAGGCAUCUCAUCUCACAUCAUCACAUCAAGCUUCUUCUAAUCAUCGAAAAAUCACACAAGGAUCUCCAAAGACUAAGGGCACCGCAGUUACAGACAGUUGUAAGUUUCCAAGUGCCCAUCACAGCCCGUCCAAACCUGAGGAUGAUAAGUGGGAGAGAAUGAAGUCUCCUCUGUCUAACCUUGCGUCCAUUGUAAAGCAGCAAGCUCUUGAUACAACAACACUGACGGAUGAAGGUAAUUCCCAAGCAUCGCCUGUUGCAUCACGAAAAGCUGAUGGUCUGAAUACACUCACGGGAAAUCAAGACAUACAAUCUAAGCAUACCUCUACUUUUGAAUACCCACCAUGCUGGUCUGUGGAAAAGUGGCCUAGUGCACCAUCUCAAGGGGAUUUCACUCAAGCUAUGAAAAGACAUGACAAGGCAAAUGCCGCUGAGCUUUUGGAGAAUAACACUGACAUGCACACCAGUCAGGGAGAGCACAUGGGACUUCAGGUGAAGCAAGGCUCCUCAAAGCCCGCAGGCCAGUCUCAUCUCUACGGGAGCAGUGCAUCAACAAAUGGGAACAGGAUGGAGAGUAAACUAGCCCAGGUGUUAGAGGGGGAGAUAUUGAGGAAAGAAAGUGGGCCGUCAGACAGUCCUCCUGGUGACAAAUUGGAGGGCAUGGCUGCAUCUAUUCUUACAGGCCAGUGUGCAGGGGGAGGCGACAAGUUUGAGAAGAAAACAAACGGAACCAAAGAGGAGUCGCCAACCAAAGCAAAAGCUGCUGCCGUCAAACAAAAGAAGAACAGUCCUAAGAAGCCAGCAAAAGAGAAAUCUCCAACAGAUGCAUUACAGAAGGCUGCAAGAAGGAAAAAGCAAGAGACAGAAAAUACUCCAACCAAAGUGUCCCCUAAAAAGAAGAAGAAACAAUGUGCACCUGUGCUGGAGCAGAGUCUGUCAGCGGGAAAACCUUCCCCUCCAACUAAAGAGGCGAUUCCAAGGGAAAAGAUCAGUCCCAGCAAGGCCGAGCAGCAAACCUGCAACAAAUCAGUUCCAGAUAGCAGUCCUCAGACUUUGGAGACUUCAGCGUCUCUCAUUAGUCCCGCCGUAUCCACCAAGGAGGCCGAAGCCACAGAGUGCUCCUUCCCAAGACUGAGGCGAAGGCGGCGGCGAGUUGAUGACGCUCGACUUGACCUCUGGGGCUUUGCGACGCCCUCCCCUCCACCCCCGCCAAUGCCUCCUCCCCCAAUAUCCCCUUCGCCCUCUCUGACUCUGCCCCAACCUGUUCGCCGUCCGAGAGGGAGGCCUCGAUCAAAUCCUCUGCCGGAACGUACGCUACAGGGCAAGGGAAAAACAUCUGGCGCUGAGGGCGAUACGCCAUCUCGUAAGAAACGUCGGCGAUGUCGUAAUAAGAAGUAUCAGACUGGGGACUACAUCACAGAGAAAGACAAGCUGGAAGAUGGAGAACACCUCGAAGAAUCUAACUCUCUGAUAAAGGAUGCUGGAGUCCCAGAAGUUCCACAGGUGGAACAUUGUCCGAGUCCCGCUGCCCCCAGUCCAGAGCCUCUUCCCAAGAGACCGUCAGUCACUCGCUCAGGAUCGGUUCGCUACCAGGAGAGUGAAGAAUCUCCAGAGUGCAAUGAUAAGCCUUCAGGGAAGAGGAAGUGCAAAAGCAAACACCUAUGUGACAGUGAUGAGCCGAAGAAUAAGACCAAACGCUGCAGUUUGGGCAAGAGUAGCGCCUCCCUCACCUUGGAUGAUGAUGGAGCUGAUGCAAAAGUACCAGUUAGCCCAUCACCAGCUCCAAAAAGUUUGCCAUCCUCUCCAUCUAAAAAGAAAAGCUCGUCAGGACGAAGCAGCGGUCCAGAUUCUCUGACCAAAAGGCCCGUUCCGCCAGAGGUUCGCCGGCUGAUUGUCAAUAAAAAUGCAGGGGAGACGUUGCUGCAACGUGCUGCGCGCUUGGGCUAUCAGGACGUAGUCCAGUAUUGUCUUGAAAAGGACAUCCGGGAGGUCAAUCGGCGUGAUAAUGCCGGUUACACAGCUCUCCAUGAGGCGUCCUCCCGGGGCUGGACUCAGAUUGUCCAGAUGCUGCUGAACAAUGGUGCAGAUGUCAAUUGUAGUGCUCAGGAUGGAACACGCCCACUUCACGAUGCAGUAGCAAGUGAUAACUUACCAAUAGUCUGGUUGCUUCUGAACCACGGUGCAGACCCAACUCUGGCGACCUACUCUGGACAUACACCAGUCAAAUUGGCACAUAGUGCAAGCAUGAAGAAGUUCCUCACAGAAUAUUUCACAGACCUGGAAGGCCGCAAUGAACAGGAUCCUAGUUUACCCUGGGAUUUCUACAGCAGCUCGCUGUUCGAGACUGACCAGGAGCCGUGCUGGGACUUCCUGCUGUCUGAGCAGAACCAGGAGUUGGAGGAGAAUGUAACGGGGAAGACCGAGCAAGAGUCGGACAAAGAUUGUCUUAUGUUCGAGUUCUCCUCGGAGCCUCUGCUACCCUGCUAUCACGUGCAGGUGUCAUUAACACAGGGUUUUUGCAACUGGUUCCUGCUGACGGAUGUCCUGAAGCGCCUGAAGAUGUCUGCGCGGAUUUUCCGGGCGCGGUAUCCACACUUGGAGGUGGUGAGUUUGUCGCACGCUGAGCUCUGGAGGCAGGUAUCGGUCAGCCAGGUGAGCUCCGCUUUGGUUUCUCCCUACAAAAGCAAAACUAAGGAGGAAGAGAAAGAAGAGGAGGACGAAGACGGACUUGUGGAUCUGGUGCGUUGUGUACCGGAGCUCCAGAGACUACUGGGUUCCUCGAUUCACAUCCUACAAGAGGACGAGGAGGAGGAAGAGGAAGCGGUAGUGACAAACACAGGGAAGCCUCACAGCCGAUAGCCUCUCUUGAGCUGCGCCCCAGCACCACGCAAACUGUCAUUUUGUCAGCCUUCCCUCCAGGCAGCAGCUCAGUGGAAACCUCUCCGUCCGUUGUAACGAGGGUCAAAGAUUUUAUCUCCAGCUACAGUAACGACUGACACUCCACCGAUGACCUCUGACCUUUGGCAGAAGUCAUCUGAAGGACCUGCACACAGGAGUUGUCGAUGCUGGAUAGCAGCUUUCAGGUUCCUAUCUAUAGGUAUAUUUGAAUACAUGAGAACUAUUGAGUAAACCUUUUUAUUAAUUAUGUAUGUACAUGGUAGUGUAUAUGUAUAUCUUGCCAUCAGGGUAAACACAUUUGAUUCUAUAAAUGUAUUCUUGUGGCAGAGGACGGAUAAUGUUUAGGACUUUUUUGUUUUAGUUUGUUCCUGAGGGAAAGCGAUAUUUUUCGACGGGAGAUAAUCCAAGGCUUUUAUCUUGGUGAAGUCUUGCGUACAGCUAAGACGCUUAAGUCAGGGAGGCCAUUGGCCCAGAUGGUUUCUCUGUCAACCUGAGAGAUCUGGAGACCUGCAGAGAAGAGAUCGUGGCACAUAACAUUCAGACCUAAUCACCUGCUCAGAGCCUCCUUUCCAUUUUUCACUUCCGGUGUCCUCGAGAUCAUUUCUGAAUGGACCUGAUAAUUUAAAGUGUUGAUUUUUUUUCCUGUGCAUUUCACAUAGUGAGGCAGGCCCGCGAAAGCUGUUCCGGUCCCUGGUUGCAGUAUCAAAUAAGGCUGUUUCGGACAUUGAGGCGCAGAGUUUGUUUACAGAACUGGACAGACAGUAGUCUUCUCUACGCGUCCUAAUACAGAAUCCUGUGGAUCUCUCUCAGAGGAAACUUUCUACCAUCUCUGGAGUCCAGAGGAGCCACGACGGUCCCCCAACUUCCCAAUAUGGUGUUUCCAGCUCCCAGAGUGCUUUGUGUUGCAGUGUUUUAUUUACACUGUUUGUUGUGCUUAAUUUAAUAGUCAUUAAUAUAUUUGAUCUCUUGUGUAUCUGACAACCCUAUCUAUGAAAAAUACUUUCUAUGGUUGGUGCUUCAUUCUGAAAUGUACUUAUUAUUAGGAUCCCUUUAUUCUGAGAUUUCCCUCCUUCAUUCAAAAACAGUAUUUCAAAAACAAAGGAGAAAAAAAAGAGAGAGAAAAAAAGCAAAAGUACAGUUUUAUUGUACUGGUGCUACACUAGAUUUUGUGUUGACAAUCAAUGAAGUUUUGGUUUGAAGUCACAAACUAACAAAAGAUAUUUAAGAUGAAGAGACUUAAGGUGUAAAGAAAAGUAUAGUUUAGUUAAAGAAAAUGGGAUACAACAAGUGUGAGAUCUUCAGAGAGCCUUUUAUUUGAUUCUUUUAUAAGAAAUAAACAAGAAUAAAGCAUGAUUGUGAAUCACAA